Molecule: messenger RNA, 702 nt
Organism: Alternaria ethzedia
Lineage: Eukaryota; Fungi; Ascomycota; Dothideomycetes; Pleosporales; Pleosporaceae
Exons: 2
Coding region: 1-702 (233 amino acids)
Cellular component (GO): mitochondrion
Molecular function (GO): structural constituent of ribosome
Source: RefSeq, a predicted model, not a curated record
AUGUUCUUAUGUGGACCAGGCGCGCUCAUACUGCCCAAAGAGGUGUCGAAGAUUAGCAUGGAAUUCAACACAAAACUCUACGGAGGACAUAGAGGGGCAAGGUAUGUUGGCAUUGCUCUGUUACAAGUACCCGAUGACGGCAAGGAAUAUGAUGCCAAAUCAGUCGCCAUGUUUGAGAGCUGGCAAUUGUACGCAAUGACAAGAUCGAGCGCUUACUCUACGAACAGGAAAUUCUGGCGCAAUAUGCUGCCCCGGAUGAAAUACCGUAACCCAUCCAUCCCAAUGGAAGUUGCGCGACACAACGACCCCGACGGUCCCUCGCUCCUACACAUCUUCACAGCAACCAAAACACAGCCAUCGGCUGGCUCCACAAACUCUCCCACAACGCAACAAUCAGACGCUUCACCACCGUCCGCCACACCAAACCCGCGCAAUACGCUCGUACCCGAUACCUCGAAACCCACGUUCUCGAUUGACAUGAGAGAUCAGUCGGAAAGCGAGAUCUUGGAGGCACUGGUGGAGAAGAUAGGCGCAGUAGAAAUCAAGGCAACGGAGGAGGAGCUCGCUGAGAUGAAGGAGAUUGAGGAGUUCAAGGAGAGGUCGGAGGCGGAUAGAGUGCUGGUCAGAGAGAAGUUGCUGAAGGAGCGGAGAGAGGCUGAGCUGCUCAAGUUGGCGAGGGGUGAGGCACCGGCUGCGAACUAA